AACCUCAUGAUAACGCGUUGCAGCACAUUUCGUAUGACAGCCGACCGGAAAUGAAGCUUCCAUUCUCAUAUGCUCGUACAAAUAUAAAGGCCGCAGACUGUCCUAAACGUUUUUCGGUGAACUGACGCAUGCCGGACUACAAAAUUAUGGCUCGCUUGUCGGCAGUGGGCCUGCUAGCGUUAUCACUCGCCAGCGUGGCCUUUGGCCACAAGAGGCAAGAAAAUAGCGGGAGCUUCAGUAAUGGUGGUGGUGGCGUGGACACAGGUGGUUCUGCGGUCUACGGCAGUGGUCUCAGCACUAGCGGAUACAGCAUCCCCUUUCCUAAAUGGUGGCGGAUACGGCGGCUACUUAGGUGUCCCUGUCUUCGGCAAUACUCUUUACGGCAACGGCCUCUACGACAGUACCAAUAACUUCGGCAGUGGCGGAUACGGCAGCUAUGGCUAUGGUGGUGGCGAUGGAAGUGGUGGCUACAGAAGUGGCUACGGCGGUGUCCUCAACGGAGGCUACGGUGGUAGCGGAGUCGGUGGAGGAUAUGGAGGUGGUUUAGUUCCCGGUGGCCACGGUAAUGGUGGAGUCAUAGGAGGCUACAAUGCUGGCGUAUUCGGUGGGGGCUAUGGCAUUAGUGGUACCGGUGCAGGCUACGGAAGUAGCGGAGUAGAUGGAGGCUACAGGGCUGGCGGAGCUGGUAGAGUUGGCGUGGAUCAAGGUAGCGGUGCAGGCUACGGCGGCGGAGAAUUCGGCAGAGGAUACGGUAUUACCAGAGCCGGUGCAGGCUACGGAAGUAAUGGAAUAAAUGGCGGCUACAGUGCUGGCGGAGCCGGUGGAGUAGGCACGGGUCAAGGUAGGGGUGCAGGCUACAGCGGCCGCGGUUUCGGCGGAGGUUACGGCAUUGGCGGAAUCAGCACACGCUAUGGAGGUGCCGUCAACGGAGUCUACGGCGCCGACCAAGGCUAUGGAGGCUACGGGGGUGCCCACGGUUACGACGUCGGCAAGGGAGGUCGCGUCGAUCUCGGUCGAGACUGGCGUCGGCACCAGCUAGAGGAGCGACGACAGCGACGGCGACAAGAGUUGAAACGACGACGAGCAGAACGACGGCGGCGAAACAAGGUGCGACGCGAGCAACGACGGUUGCAGAGGCUGCAACGAUAGAUGGAACGACAGCAGCGAGGAAGUCAACAACGAAAAUGACAACAGCGACAGUAGGAAAAAAACUAAUAGGGUUCUUCAUCGCGCUCUCUAUUAGCGAUCAAUCGGAAGUCAUCUAGCGUGAACACUAAAGAGGCAUAAUAAAAUCAUUUUUCUCUUCGUUUUGAAG
Rhipicephalus sanguineus (brown dog tick) is the source of this 1315-nucleotide messenger RNA. RefSeq lists its product as uncharacterized. Bases 241 to 1149 code for a protein of 302 amino acids. The transcript has 2 exons. The record is from RefSeq and is a predicted model, not a curated record. NCBI's taxonomy places the organism in Eukaryota, Metazoa, Arthropoda, Arachnida, Ixodida, Ixodidae.